ACGCACGCAUGGAGACGAAUACGUCAGACUGACAACUCGUAAUAUGUUAAUGGCUGGUCGCCUAGCUUGAACCAGGACGGCAUAUGCUCGUCGGGAUUCCACGAAACGAAACUAGGAAGUAAAGCGACUCCGCAAAAAGGCUGUACUACAAACAUGGAUACGGCGCACCUUCUGAAAUGUGUUCAAAAGUUCAAAAUCUUUUAGGAGAGCCACAAACGCGUUUCAUGCGUAAACUGGAUUUGCAAUAUAGUGCCUACAUUGGUCCCAACACGCUGCCAUUCAGUAACCGGAUUCAGUGUAGAACCACAAAGGCAUAAAUGGCAGAACCAGUGGCAUCAAAGACCAUUGCUUUUAAAAACCUGUGUUGCAGCAACUGUGAAGUAGAAAUACAAGACCUUGUGAUUUUAUCAUGUUACCAUGCCAUCUGCAAAACCUGUCUCAAAACUGGUGAACAAAUAAGGGAUGAAGAGAAGUCAGUCACAUUGUGUCCAGUAUGUAAAACAGAAGUCACCUCAGCAGCUGGACCUAAUGCUCUCCGCUCGCAGCUGAACACAUGUAUCAGUCGAGUGUUUGGUUUGUUAGGAAACGGCUUACCAAAGACUGAAACAAGUAACUGUAGCAUCUGUUGUUUGCGGAACCAGCUCAAUGAAGCGACCCACCAGUGUCUCGACUGUGCUGAUGUUCUUUGUGAUCUCUGCCAGAAAGGCCACAAUGCAUCACGGAUCACCCAUGCUCAUCGAGUAGUGGCCAUUGAAGAUGUGAAAAGUGGGAAGUAUGUUGUUACAGCACAGACAACCCUGCCUUGUAGUAACAGUGCACAUAAGAGAGCCAAUUGUGCUUACUUUUGCCAGAUUUGUGUCUCACCAAUGUGCGAAUACUGCCUCCUGUUCGAACACAAAGGUCAUCAGAUCCUUCCUUUAGAAGAAGCUUCCAGACAAUGUGGAAAGCAACUGGAAGAACGAUCAGAAAAACUUGACACAUACCUUGCUGAGGUAACGUCAAUGCUUGAAAAGAGCAGCAGUCGGCGUGGGAAUAUUAUUGCAUCACGAGAAGCCACCCUGAACACACUCAGGGAAAAAACACAGGCCAUGGUGGAAUCACUUCAGAAACAGGAGCAGGAGGCGGUGGAAAAGGUGACACGCUUGUGUGAGAAUCAACUCCUUCUUGUCAGUACAAUGAACCACAAAUUGGAGCAAAUUACAAAUCUGUGUCCGAAAGUCUUGUCCCUUACACAUUCAGUUCUUGAAGCCAGAGAGGAUCUCCAAUUCCUCCUUCUCUGUAAGGACCUUGAGAAAUGUUUCGAAGAAAGCGAACAUUUACAGGAUUCGAUAGAAACGUUUGCAAUAAAAUGGAAAAUACCUAAGUUCAAGGUACAGUGUGAUUUUCCAAAUAAUUCGGUUAUCGGCGUAAAACAGUCAUUUGUCAGUCCACAACUUCUUCAAGGAGAGAGCAAAGAAAGAGGUGUCUUGUCAGGAGAAGAUUCAGACAGACGUCAGAUCAUUUCCGCUACUUCAGGUGGUAAACAUUCAAACAGCUCAUUGAAAGCUGAAGAAAAUUCCACGCUGAAACAAGCUCAACCCACGGGGCCACAAAAAUUGAAAGGAGGCAACAAGCAACACAUGGCCACAAAGGAUGAAUUGGAGGUCUGUAGUAAUGGAAUCCUGACUACUGACACAUUCCUUAGUAAUGAUACCAAUUGGGCAUCAGCUUCUUCAAAACUUGAUGCUGCUGAAUCACCUGAAGACCCCGAGGAUGUAUUCCAUCUAGCCAAAUCUCUGGUGAUAGUUGCUGAAGAAGGAAAGAUGCUGACAAACAGUUUUCCAAGACAUCCAACCACUGUCAAGUGCAAAGAGCCUGGUCGUGGCAUUGGGUCGAGAUUGGAAGAAGGUGAUGUGCGGACCUCUCAAGGACGUGGUGUGCCUAUGAUUAAUCCAGUUCUCCGGGACAUAGGGUCACCUCUGGAUGGACAAUAUGUCCAAUCUGCUGUCCCUGAAAACACAUGUAGAACCCAAGGUCGAAGCAAUGGUGUCGGAUCUCUCCGACUAGAAAAAACAAAAGUUUAUCAUUUAAGAGUGGUAAAUGAUGAAACAGAUCCAGAGAUCAAAGGUUUGGCAGUUGCCUUAGGUAAUACCACCAUCGCAGACAACGGGAAUAAGAAGAUUCGUCUGAUUGAUAAGAAGGGACAUUCGGCAAACAUGAGCAAGAACGUAUUGAAGGACAACAUUCCUACCCACGCCCUUGUCCAUCUUGGGCAUAUGGUUGUUUAUAUUUGUGGUGCUUGCAUCUACAUUGCUGAUAAAUCUCUAAGAGCCCAGCGGGUAGUACCACUGGAAAUCAGUAAAUCAGCCAGUCAGGGUCUCAUUCUGUGCAAAUACACAGAUACCUCUUUUAUGGUCGGAAAUCUCCCUGAGAACUUGGUGCGCGUGUAUAAUAGCAAUGGUCAACUGACGUCGGUGAGAAAGGCUCCUGUUGAUGGCCCUAUAAAUGCAAUGUCUCUGAGUAACGAGGAGCAUGUUCUGUUCAGCUGCCCCGGUGCUGUGUUCCAGAUCCAAAAGUAUGGCAAUCUAUCUCAAGUCUUCAAACCUCCAAAUGUCCCUGAUUGGUAUCCAGAGGGCACCUGCGUGGAUAAGAGGAAUAACCUGUAUGUUGCUAAUCCCCGCCAGAAUCGGAUCCACGUGUUUAGCGCUGGGGGUGAACAGCUCUACCUUCAUUCAACCUUGAGUGAUAAUCUGGUGUCACCUCGGUGUUUAGCAAUAUCGUCAAACAGACUGUUUGUGUCGGGAAAUCACCCACAUCUGUUUGUGUUUACCAUUCUGGAUGUAGACAAAUAGGAUCUUGAAGACCUGAAUCAGAGCUACAGAUAAGCAGCGUAUUUGCGUAAAAUACCCCUCAAAAUAUUCAAAACCCAAUUACCGUAUUCGACGUAAUAAGCCCCCCGCUCUAAUAAGCGCCCACGGCGAUAUUUG
This is a messenger RNA of Haliotis rufescens (red abalone), 2966 nucleotides long. RefSeq lists its product as uncharacterized. The coding region runs from base 318 to 2831 and encodes 837 amino acids. Gene Ontology annotation, molecular function: zinc ion binding. The transcript has 2 exons. Lineage: Eukaryota; Metazoa; Mollusca; Gastropoda; Lepetellida; Haliotidae. The record is from RefSeq and is a predicted model, not a curated record.